Messenger RNA from Vanessa tameamea, 2658 nucleotides. RefSeq names its product IQ and AAA domain-containing protein 1-like. The transcript has 19 exons. Gene Ontology annotation, molecular function: ATP binding; ATP hydrolysis activity. Bases 1 to 2658 code for a protein of 885 amino acids. NCBI's taxonomy places the organism in Eukaryota, Metazoa, Arthropoda, Insecta, Lepidoptera, Nymphalidae. The record is from RefSeq and is a predicted model, not a curated record.
AUGCCGUGUGAUUAUUAUUUCAAGAAAUGGAAAUGUACUCUUAAAAAUUUGACUAAAAUAGUUGAACUUGAUCUUGAAUACCAGGAAACAAAAAUUCACGAUAAACAAAUCUGUGAUGCAGUCCAACGGUUAUCUGGAAUGCUUGGAAGUUACAUAUUAUGCUACAAUGAUGCAUUGGACUGCUUGCAACAUAAUUUGCAGGUUCAAAAGACAGAGUACAUUGCCAAUGUGGUGGAGAAAAUUGUGCUAAGAAUUCUUGAACUAAAACAUCAAUUGACGAAACUUGAAGGCACUCCUUUUCAGUUUUUAUCUAAUGGAUUGAUUCAAGGAAAAUUAACGCCUUUUAAUACUGAGUUUUUCAAUAUUCCUGCAAAAUACGAAAGACCUGAAGUUAUUCAAUUGGCGAUAGAGGCGGCUUUCCGAAGAGUCGAAGAAUUAAAAAGAGCCGAAACAAAAAGUUAUGAUAAUUCAGAAAAUGAUCAAAUUCCUCGAGAUGGCUUAUCAGAAAAUGUUAAUUGGUGGGAUGAUGAAACUAUUAAUGCAACUGAACAUAAAGGAAUUAAUGUUACUGAAGUCUACGAUGUUGAAGAAAAGUUAUCAGAAGAAACAUUAAAAAGAAGAGAAAUAAUAGCUCUAAUACAAACCCAUGAAAGGACUAGACAAGUGGUACGAAUAAAUACACAACAAAAACAGAAGAGAGAAAUAUGGGAGAAGGAGCUGAAAGGCAUCUUGAAACCUCAAGCACCAUUUGAUUUAAGAGAGAGAAGUGCAAAGCUGAUACAAAGGGUUCUAAGAUACUAUUUUGAACUAAAGAGAAAGAGACUAAGAGAUUGUAAACGGGAUGAACUAUUGAAUAUAAAAUUCUACGACACAAUAAAUACCGAACAACCAGAGAUAGAUAAGCAGGUGGCCUCAGACUACUAUAAAUUAAGUAAAAAAUACGUACAACAGAGGGACAUUAUUUGCUCUCGAUAUAAACAGAACUAUUUGAAGAAGAACGGAGAUGAUAUAGCUGAGGAAUUUCGAGGUUAUAUCAGGGAUUGGUUUCAAAAAUGGUACAGAGAAGCCAAAUUCUUUUACGACAUUCCUAAAGAGAAUCAAGGUGGACCAAUUGUGAUAUUCAAAGAAGAAUUACCAUCACCUCUAGAAUGGUUAGACGAUUAUAAAGCAUAUUUAGAAACAAAAAAAGCUAAUAAAAACAAGACAGCAUUACAGUUAAAAUGGGAAAAAGAAGCAGGCAAAGAAGAAGAAAUGAUGUUAAAAAGAGAAGAAUUGAUUAAAAAGAAAUCGGAAGCAGCUCUGCUUAAGAAGAUGAUGAAAAAUCCAACAUUACAUCCAGGAUACCAUUAUCCCUUUUCAAAAAAAACGAAUAACAUACUUACGGCAAUUCAAAAUUAUUAUAAUCAUUGGUCUGAAAUUGACGAUGGAGAAGCUAACGAAGCAAAAGAGAAGUUUAUCCUGAAUAUAGAUGAGGAACAUUUGUUUAUGGAAACUAAAUUCGAAAUUUGUAACUCAAUUAUUACUGACAUGAUGGAAGAACUAAAAUUAUUAAAAAACUCUUUAAAAAUAGAAUAUGAAAGAAACGAAGAAGAAAUACCAAAUCCAAAAAAAGAAAAAGCAAAACGAAAAAAAAAAGAAAGAAAAGUUAAAGCGAAAAUCAGAGAUGAUCUGCAAGACAUAUUAACAGAUCUCGCUAAUAAUGGUUACUUAAAAGAAUACCCAAAAAUGAAUUUUGCGGAUUUUAUUGGUGAUGUAAACUACGCCGGUGCCGAUUUAAGAUGUGAAUUACUAUCCACUGUACCUUUUGGUGGGGAAAUACGAGCCGUAUGGUGGGAGAGAUGCCGAGAAGUGAUCCACGGCUUUAGGCGUAUAUUGUUGGUAGGACCACGGGAAAGUGGGAAGACAACUUUGGUGCAUAUCAUGGCUACUGUAAAUGACACUGCUCUAUACGAGUUAGACCCGUUUAAAAUUGAAGUGGAAAAUACAAACACGGAAUAUUUACAGGAGUUAAUUAAUUCUGUAGUAUCGUGUGCAAAGAUAACGCAACCAUCAAUCAUACACAUAAGAUAUGUUGAACGCCUUUUUUACACUAAGGUACCAACCGAAGAAGAAUAUAAAAAUUUCGAUCUAAUAAAAAAGUUCUUCGUUCGAAAAUUAUUUAAAAUGAUCAAGAAACAAGACAACAUCACUAUAAUAGGAAUUUGCACAGAACCUUGGAUGACAAAGAGUAAGCAAAUGAUAAAAACGUUCAAAUAUGUUUUACUUUUGCCCGAAACCAAUUAUUCGACAGUGUAUCUCAUACUUAGAAACUGGGCACUCAAUAACCGUACAGUACCACAUAAUCUGGAUUUUCAAAGUUUGGCACGUGUACUUCGAGGAUACCCGUUUGGAUAUAUCGUAAAAAAGUUGGACAAUUUUCUGACAGCUAAAAGAAUCGUGCAUAUAGCGGCUUACGGCUUAAGCUCACGAGAUGUUUAUAACUUCUUUUUGGAAGAUGGUAAUGAUUAUAUGAUAAAUUACGAAAAAUACUUGAAGUGGUACAAUGACAAAACUCACUGGGGUCAAUUAGAAAACAAAUGUUUGAAAGAGCGAAGAGAAUUCAAAAUCCAGGUACAGAAGUGGAACGAAAAAAUGUUAAAAAAGAAGAAAAAUACUUAA